AUGACAGUACCGGUGAAGGAAGUAACAGCUCUGGGGAUGACAGUACCGGUGAUGGAAGUAACAGCUCAGGAGAUGACAGUACCGACGAUGGAAAUAACAGCUCUGGAGAUGACAGUACCGGUGAUGGAAGUAACAGCUCAGGAGAUGACAGUACCGACGAUGGAAAUAACAGCUCUGGAGAUGACAGUACCGGUGAUGGAAGUAACAGCUCAGGAGAUGACAGUACCGGUGAUGGAAGUAACAGCUCUGGAGAUGACAGUACCGGUGAUGGAAGUAACAGCUCUGGGGAUGACAGUACCGGUGAUGGAAGUAACAGCUCUGGAGAUGACAGUACCGGUGAUGGAAGUAACAGCUCAGGAGAUGACAGUACCGGUGAUGGAAGUAACAGCUCUGGAGAUGACAGUACCGGUGAUGGAAGUAACAGCUCUGGGGAUGACAGUACCGGUGAUGGAAGUAACAGCUCUGGAGAUGACAGUACCGGUGAUGGAAGUAACAGCUCUGGGGAUGACAGUACCGGUGAUGGAAGUAACAGCUCUGGAGAUGACAGUACCGGUGAUGGAAGUAACAGCUCUGGGGAUGACAGUACCGGUGAUGGAAGUAACAGCUCUGGAGAUGACAGUACCGGUGAUGGAAGUAACAGCUCUGGGGAUGACAGUACCGGUGAUGGAAGUAACAGCUCUGGAGAUGACAGUACCGGUGAUGGAAGUAACAGCUCUGGGGAUGACAGUACCGGUGAUGGAAGUAACAGCUCUGGAGAUGACAGUACCGGUGAUGGAAGUAACAGCUCUGGGGAUGACAGUACCGGUGAUGGAAGUAACAGCUCUGGAGAUGACAGUACCGGUGAUGGAAGUAACAGCUCUGGGGAUGACAGUACCGGUGAUGGAAGUAACAGCUCUGGAGAUGACAGUACCGGUGAUGGAAGUAACAGCUCUGGGGAUGACAGUACCGGUGAUGGAAGUAACAGCUCUGGAGAUGACAGUACCGGUGAUGGAAGUAACAGCUCUGGAGAUGACAGUACCGGUGAUGGAAGUAACAGCUCUGGAGAUGACAGUACCGGUGAUGGAAGUAACAGCUCUGGAGAUGACAGUACCGGUGAUGGAAGUAACAGCUCUGGAGAUGACAGUACCGGUGAUGGAAGUAACAGCUCUGGAGAUGACAGUACCGGUGAUGGAAGUAACAGCUCAGGAGAUGACAGUACCGGUGAUGGAAGUAACAGCUCAGGAGAUGACAGUACCGGUGAUGGAAGUAACAGCUCUGGAGAUGACAGUACCGGUGAUGGAAGUAACAGCUCUGGGGAUGACAGUACCGGUGAUGGAAGUAACAGCUCUGGAGAUGACAGUACCGGUGAUGGAAGUAACAGCUCUGGGGAUGACAGUACCGGUGAUGGAAGUAACAGCUCUGGAGAUGACAGUACCGGUGAUGGAAGUAACAGCUCAGGAGAUGACAGUACCGGUGAUGGAAGUAACAGCUCUGGGGAUGACAGUACCGGUGACGGAAAUAACGGCUCUGGGGAUGACAGUACCGGUGAUGGAAGUAACAGCUCUGGGGAUGACAGUACCGGUGAUGGAAGUAACAGCUCAGGAGAUGACAGUACCGGUGAUGGAAGUAACAGCUCUGGAGAUGGAAAUAACAGCUCUGGAGAUGGAAAUAACGGCUCUGGGGAUGACAGUACCGACGAUGGAAGUAACAGCUCUGGAGAUGACAGUACCGGUGAUGGAAGUAACGUCUCUGAAGAUGACAGUACCGACGAUGGAAGUAACAGCUCUGGAGAUGGAAACAACAGCUCUGGAGAUGGAAAUAACAGCUCUGGAGAUGGAAAUAACGGCUCUGGAGAUGACAGUACCGACGAUGGAAAUAACAGCUCUGGAGAUGACAGUACUGGUGAUGGAAGUAACGGCUCUGGAGAUGACAGUACCGGUGAUGGAAGUAACGGCUCUGGAGAUGACAGUACCGACGAUGGAAGUAACAGCUCUGGAGAUGACAGUACCGAUGGUGGAAGCAACAGCUCUGGAGAUGGAAAUAACAGCUCUGGAGAUGGAAAUAACAGCUCUGGAGAUGGAAAUAACAGCUCUGGAGAUGAUAGUACCGAUGAUGGAAGUAACUGUUCUGAAGAUGGAACAAAACCAGGACAUAAGAAACACCAUAGACACCAUCACAGACAUAAAGAUUCCGCUGAAUAUGACAACGGGGAAGGAUGGGAUGAAAGAAUUGAUGAUUCAGCUGAUGGCAGUGAUGUUCAUCGUCAUCAUCGCCGUCAUCAUAGGAGACAUACUGUCAUCCUACCUUGGCAAUGCAAAGGAAAGAUUUGUUUCUGUUGGCGACGACUCAAGUAUGUGCCGAAAUCUAUACGAAAAUUCAUUUUUUAAAGACGACUUACACUUCCUGGUAGCUUACUCUUGA
Messenger RNA from Spodoptera litura, 2400 nucleotides. NCBI's taxonomy places the organism in Eukaryota, Metazoa, Arthropoda, Insecta, Lepidoptera, Noctuidae. The record is from RefSeq and is a predicted model, not a curated record.